This is a messenger RNA of Chelonus insularis, 2585 nucleotides long. It is a transcript of the gene dnr1, whose product is annotated as defense repressor 1. Gene Ontology annotation, biological process: ubiquitin-dependent protein catabolic process. The record is from RefSeq and is a predicted model, not a curated record. Gene Ontology annotation, cellular component: cytoskeleton. Gene Ontology annotation, molecular function: ubiquitin-protein transferase activity. Bases 605 to 2044 code for a protein of 479 amino acids. Lineage: Eukaryota; Metazoa; Arthropoda; Insecta; Hymenoptera; Braconidae. The transcript has 7 exons.
GAGCAUUUAUGUCUCACGUUGUAGACAAUUCGUGUUGGUUCACGGACGUCGGUGGUUCUUAGUACGGAGCUACCAGCCGCUGUGAGCGACAUAAAGUGAGAGAAUCUUGGAAAUAUAAACGAAAUUUCGUAACAAUAAAAUCGGCAGAAGUCCGUGCCACUCGAGCAUUGAGAAAUGGAAGCUGAAGAGAUCGGAUUAUCGGAUAAAUUGAGUUCGCGCAUCAUCACGCUACUGGUUCUUCUUGUACCAGUGGACGAACAAGUAAUAGUGACAGCCAUGCUCAACGGAGCUUUUUAACCUGCUAUGACAAAAGAAAAAACGUCAAGAACCGGCUGCUGCGAUUCCGGAGGAUUAAAGCUCCGUGAAACAUAAAAUUUAUUAAAUAUUCAAAGGUGUGUUGUGUGUGCUUUUGAUUAUUCAUUGAAAAAAAUUCAGGAAACCGUUAAAUUAAAUAUUAUAUCUUGAAAUAUUAUUCUGCCUAUUUAUUUUCCUACUGUAAAUUAUAUUCUUAAGAAAAAAAAAAGCCACUAAAAUUAGUCAGUGAUCAAAUAAAGAGUGUUAAAAUUGAUAUAAACCUGCUGUCAAUAGCGUUUUGGUCGUAACAAUGUGGUGCCUCGUGAGUCAGGCAAACUCGGUGAUCCUGGAGGUACAGGUGGAUCCACGAGCUAUUGGUCGUGAAUGUUUAGAAAAGGCUUGUAACUGUUUGGGGAUCAGUAAAGAGUGUGAUUAUUUUGGACUUAAAUAUCAGAAUGCAAAAGGUGAAGAGCUUUGGUUAAAUUUACGAAAUCCAAUCGAAAGGCAAACUGGAGGUGUAGCGCCUUUGAGAUUUGCAUUGAGAGUUAAAUUCUGGGUUCCACCUCAUCUGCUUUUGCAAGAAGCUACAAGGCAUCAAUUUUACUUACAUUCACGUCUUGAGCUUCUUGAGGGUAGACUUAAAGCUUCAGAUUGGACUACAACAGCUAGAAUAGUUGCACUGUUAGCUCAAGCUGAAGCUGGAGACUAUGAUCCAAUGUCUCCACCUCAUGGACUUUAUUCUCAAUGCUGUCAAAUUCAACCUGCUGGUUCUUGUGAACCAAAACCUCACGACUUUCUCCAUCGAAUAAUUCUACAACAUAAGGAAAUUAAAGGAAUGAAAACAUCCGCAGCAGAGUAUUGGCUACUAAAAGAAGUCUCUAAUUUUGAUACAUUUGGACAAGAAAUGUUUCAUAGUAAAUUUGGAUCAAAUACUGUAUCAAUGAUUGGUGUAGGACCACAUGGAAUUACUGUUUAUAGAGGAGAUAAUGAAGAAAAACAAAACAUCCCAUAUACGGCAAUACAAAGUGCUACAUCACAAAGACGAAUGUUUCACCUAAUUUAUUUAUCUCUUGACGGUGAAGAAACGUCCCUAGACUUUAAAUUGGACUCUAGUCAGUCAGCAAGUGGAUUGUAUCGGGCUAUUACGGAAAAACAUGCCUUUUAUAGCUGUGAAACCGUCAGAAGCGCCGUUACUGCUCAGUUUAUCCGUGAUCUCAAGGGAACUAUUAUUUCUAUUUUCAACGAAGACUCGACGUUGGGAAAAAAGUAUGUGUUUGAUAUCCGCAGAACUUGCCGAGAAGUAUAUGAUAAUGCACGACGAGCGCUUUAUUGUGAGGCUGUGAACAUUGGUUUACCAGAAGAAAGUCAUCUUUUGGAUAAACAUAACUGUGGAGACUGUGAAAAUUCUAAAUGCAAGGAGUCUCGAGAGUGUCUGACGCGAUUAUUAGACGCAAUGCUCUGCCGUAUCUGUAUGGAUCGGAGUUUAGACACCGCAUUAUUCCCCUGUGGUCAUGCUGUAGCAUGUCUGGAGUGUGCACGUCGAUGUGAACGUUGUCCUCUCUGUCGUGCUGAUAUCGAUCACUGCAGAACGAUUUAUCUCCCGAUAGAGUUGGCUCACGUCGACAAACAUAAUUUCAAACAGCUAUCAAUGGACAAUGGAGUAUCAACAUUGAGCAUUAGCCAGUCUGAAGACGUCAUCAGUCAAGCGAACCACAGGAAUAAUAAUACUGAGAUCAAUGAGGCUAUUUGAGAACAGCAUACGCGACGUAAAUUUGCUACUUUAAACAAGAUUUAUCGUAUCUUCAUUUGUGGAGUCAUGCGAACUCGUGAGCUCGAAUAGAACCUAUCUCAUCAUGAAAUAAAAAGAUAAACAAAUAGUCAGCUUUUUUGGAUAUUUUAGUAAUGUGAUCUUUUUUAUAUACAAAUCAUUAAUAUUAUCUACAUAUAUUGUUUAGAUUUAAUUAAUUAUAUUAAUAUGUAUUUAACAUUGAAAAACUUUUUUAAACUAUUAUUAUGGAUGAAUUCAUAAAAUUUGACAAUCUAUCAUAUUUUCGUCGAGUAUAUCAUUAUUAAUAUUUAGACAGGUCUUUUUGCUUGUCUCCAAUACUUGUUGACUAUUGAUACAGAAUUCGUUUAUUAUUAUCAUAUUAUUAUGUAAUUACUUGUGCACAUCUUUAUGCUGUGAUUAACUUUUGUGUUUGAAUAGGAUUAGUUACAUGUUAACGCUUAAAACCAUUACUGGAGGAAAACAAAACGAAAAGUGCUAUUAGUGAAUAAACAUAUGAAAUUGA